This is a messenger RNA of Mizuhopecten yessoensis (Yesso scallop), 12153 nucleotides long. RefSeq names its product ankyrin repeat and IBR domain-containing protein 1-like. The transcript is spliced from 23 exons. Bases 224 to 4750 code for a protein of 1508 amino acids. The record is from RefSeq and is a predicted model, not a curated record. Gene Ontology annotation, biological process: protein polyubiquitination; ubiquitin-dependent protein catabolic process; positive regulation of proteasomal ubiquitin-dependent protein catabolic process. Gene Ontology annotation, cellular component: cytoplasm; ubiquitin ligase complex. Lineage: Eukaryota; Metazoa; Mollusca; Bivalvia; Pectinida; Pectinidae. Gene Ontology annotation, molecular function: zinc ion binding; ubiquitin conjugating enzyme binding; ubiquitin protein ligase activity.
UACCUAUAUUCACGUCUAACCACACGACUAACAAAAACAGACGAAGAAAAUAUCGUUCUGUCCGAAGAAUGAAGACUUCAUACUCCGAGAACACGAGGAAAUGGAAGACUUAGGAUCUACCUAUAUACCCGUGUGUAAAUAUACACAAUAUUAGGCCGAAAUGAAUUCCUAUUUUUAACCCUGCUCUUUGGGACCAGAGCUACUGUGUGUUAGUGAAAGCACGAUGGGGAGCACAUCGUCCAAGUUCCGUAAACACCUAAAUAAUGGGGACGAAGUGGCGGCCCUGAAUCUAUACAACAGCCAUAGUGAUCUGAGGAAAGCCCUGGAUCCAAACUGUUCCUAUGGUGACUCGCAUCAGAAUGAAACGCCUCUUCACUACUCUGCACGACAUGGCAUGAAAAGUUUACUUCGGAUAUUUUUACGAGAGUUAGGAGGAAACCCCAACAAGACAAAUGGCCACAAAGAGACGUGUCUACACUGUGUAGCUAUGGAGAAGCCGUGUCACAGCAAUUGUUACCCCGUACUACGCAGGCGGGCGGAUUGUCUGCAGAUGCUACUCAACUGGAGGGGAGCUACUCUAAAGGACGGCGAAGUGGAGAAGAUCGACUUGUCUGCUCAGGAUGAGAAUUUGAAUACUGCGUUACAUUAUGCUGCGGCGUCAGGGCUGAAGAGAUGUGUCGAGAUGCUGGUGGCUCAUGGGGCACCCUUGUUCACAGAAAACAUAGACCAACUAACACCAUGUGAUUCUGCAGAGAGAAACUCUCACACAGACAUAGCAGUUUACCUGGAAUCCAAGAUGGUCUUCUCAGAUAAUGAUGGUAAUGACUUACCUAUAGCGGAAAUGUUACCUGUCGUGGAUUCAGAGGAGUACAGUGGUUUGCGAGCCCAGGAUCUCCAGGAGGCCAAGGACCAACUGCUGGUGGAGACAGCAGACAUGCUCAGUGUGCCACUGUUUACUGCCGACGCCCUCUUACGGAACCAUGAGUGGUCGCGUGAGAUGCUCCUGGAGGCAUGGAUGAGCGACCCGUUGGCCUGCUGCGAAAAGUCUGGUGUGACCCCUCCCCCCAGUCUGUUUUCCGAACAACCCCAAGUCCAGGAGUCCUUGACCAGUCCUGUCAGCUCAGAACCUCCUAGUCCUGACACCAUGUGUGAUAUUUGUACUCAGUCAUUCCUGUUGGAGGAAGAGCCUGUCCACAUGGCCUGUAAACACCAGUUCUGUCGCUGCUGCUGGAAAGAAUACCUGAACUUGAAGAUCCAGGAGGGAGACGCCCACCAUAUUACCUGUCCUGGGUUUCAGUGUGGAAAGCUUGUUCCUGUAGAGAUUAUAGAGAACAUCGUCUCCAGGGAGAUGGCACGGCGGUACCUUCAGUUUGACAUCAAGGCAUUUGUAGAAAGUAACCCCAGUAUUAAGUGGUGUCCCUUCCCGGGCUGUGGCCGAGCGGUGAGACUGCCAGAACUGGACGGUAACAACCAGACACCGCGACAGCUUCCUGCCGACACUUCACGUGCUGUCGACUGUGGUAACAAGCACUACUUCUGUUGGGACUGUGGUGGUGAGGCUCACGAGCCAUGCAGCUGUGAUAACUGGAUCAAGUGGUACCAGAAAAUAGCUGAAGUGAAACCUGAACAAAUGGAUGGCACAGAGAAGGAUACAGAGUCUGCGGCCAACUGUCUGUGGCUAGUCACAAAUUCCAAGCCCUGUCCCAACUGUAAAUCUCCUAUUCAGAAAAACGAGGGCUGUAACCACAUGAAGUGUUCUAAGUGUAAAUUUGACUUUUGCUGGGUGUGUUUGGAUCAGUGGAAGCGCCACAACUCGAGUACGGGCGGAUACUUUAAGUGUAACCGGUACGAGGUAUCAAAGAUCGUGGAGGAUCACGCCAACAUGGCGCAAUCAGAUGCGGAGGAAAAAAACAAGAGAAUGCAGGAAAUCAACAAAUUUGUCCAUUAUUACACUCGUUUUAAGAACCACGAAAACAGCUACAAGUUUGAAGAACCUCUCACCAGUUCAACUAAGACGAAGAUGAUGAAAUUGGCGGAGGCUGUAACAGACCCUGCCACAGCCAAUGCAGAGACCAAGUUUGUGGAGGAAGCUGUGGAGCAGCUACUGAAAGCUCGGCGUGUGCUCAAGUGUUCCUACUCUUACGGGUACUAUCUGGACGGUCCAGGCUACAAAAAGAUGGUUUUUGAAUUUAUGCAGACAGAGCUGGAGGAAUGCGGUGAGAUUCUGUCACAGAUGGUCAACAGGCUGUAUUUGAGGACGCCCAGGAAACGCAUCAUAGAACAAGCUCAUGUAGUCCAGAGGAAGCGUCACGAGUUCAUCGUGGCCAUAUCCAAAGGUCUGGUACCACCGGAGACGCCACCCGCUCUCAGGAAACACAGGAGACGUAGAUACAGCAUGGACUACGAGGAUGAGGAAUUGCGGAAGGCCAUACUAGCCUCGAUACAAGAUGUUGACCCAGCCAAUCCCUGGAUAAAGGAUGCUUCUGGUCGCCAUACCAACGUGAUGGCUGUCCUAGACUGGCCGGACAGUGAUGACUCGGACAGCGAUACACAGACAACUCAGAGACAACCAGAUAAAUGUGCUAGAGAAGGUUGCAACAAAUUGGAGGCCAAGAACCCGCGGACAGGAGAAUGGCACCAGUACUGCAGUCGCCAGUGUAUGAGUGCCGCUGCUGUGGAGAACACAGACCAUUCAGAGCCUGUUCAGGAGGCUAUACUUGAUGAACAGAUGGAUCUCCUAAGGGCAUUGGAGAUGUCCCGUCUUCAGUACCUCCGAGACCAGGGUAUCAUCGCAGACCUGUCCUCUACAACAGCUAGCUUACUGGACUCCCCUGGAGCAGCGGAAGGAGGAAGCCCCAUCCCUGGAGACGAGAGUGGCCUCCCUUCCCCACAGAAACAGAGCAAGACCCUUCCCGACAUCACCCUGCUGCCUAAGUCUCCAAGGGCAAACGGUAAACAACCAACAGAUAAAAAGGGGAAGUCGCCAAAACGGUCCAAGGAUGAGGGAUCACAGCCAGGAAAACUGAAUAGUAUGACUGCUAUGGAGGAGCUAGACUUUGAGCUACAGAGAGUGCUAGAAAUGUCAACCAUUAGUCCUUCGGAUUUGUCUCCAGAUGCCAAAUUAAUGUUGCCCAAAAGUGCCACACUACCAGCCCCUGUGUCACCACAACAACCGCGUCACACUACCCCUCAGGAGUUGCUGUCUCCCUAUUCCCAACACCGUCGUAGGAAGAGUCAGGGUCGUUUUGAUGAGACCACGUCCACAGUGGUUAGUCGAGUCCCAAACAAGAGUGUGGAAGACCUGCUCCAUGAUGACUGUAGCAUUGGAUGUAGGGCCCCUCCCCCUUCUCUGUCUACACUGUCAUCUGAGUCGGAUUCUCCUGGUGAAUGUAUUGGGACGAUACCCGCUCUGUAUACAACUCCAGGUCUGUCGAGUCAAUCGCCGAUCACACCAUCCCCGCCCACGAGCACAUACCAACAACAGCAGCCCAAUCAGUCCCCAGGCUGCUUCGGUAUAAUUAAGGACUUGUCUGUGUCCAACAUCAACACGGGCGAGGCAGAUAAGACACGCGACUUUCAAGGGAAAAACUUGAGUUUGUUUCGGGACCAAAAGCAGGAAAGGCCAUCACUGAGAGGAAUACUGGCGGCUAACACUCCAGGUGAAGAUGAGGACAAUGUUUUUGUUCUUGUCAGCCCCGACAGUUUACAGACCAGUCAACAACAGUCCUGGGCCUAUCCUGCAAACUUCUCCACAAGUGCUAAUAAUAAACACCAAAGUCAACCCACAGGAGGGGUCAGAGGUCAAGAAUCCACACCGUCGUGGGAGAUGACCUCCUCAACAUCGAGUCUAAAAGGAGAGACAAAAGUACUCACGUCACUUUACGAUCACACAAAAGGCUCCGCGGGGUCUGAUGACCCUGGAGAAAUGUCCCUCUCUCAGAUGGCGGAGAACCUUGUCCAUAUUUCUGCGGAGAUGAAGCGGAUGGUCGAGGACCACAUUACUGAUACAACGGAUUCUAACCCAGAUUCUUCCCUAGAGGAGGUUGGUGCUACUCCCGAACGACCUCUGGAGCUAGACUUUGACAACUUGGAUGAACUCCUACCCACAAGCUCCCUACAGCAGUAUGUAGGUACACACCUGGACAGCCCUGACUCACUGACAGAUCCAUUUGAAAAUUGUGAUACAUAUCAACCGCAAUCCUUUGUGCAUAAUACAGUAGACGAGGACAAGGAAGAAUCAAUACAGCACUUUAUGGACAAUGUUGAUGAUGACACGGCGGGAACAAGCCAGCCUCGCCUGUUCUCAUCACGAGCAAGAGAUACAGACAAAGGCUUCCUACCGACAGAGAUAACGUAUAAUUCACAAAUACAAAGUGCCAAUGGAAGUAAAGAUGGAGCCCCAGAUAGGUCGUGUGCUCCAUUGCAAGUAACUGACUUGGAAACACCAGAAAUCAAUGUAGACCACCAAAGACCUAGAGUAGGUCCCCGGGAAACACUCAUUGAUUUCCGACUCGGACAAAGCGACUUUGAUGCUGGUCCUUCAGAGCAACGUCCGAGUCAGACCCAAAGCCAUCGGAGUCGUCCACGGAGAAUAGAAACUGUGUUUGGUGUGGACGAUGUGGUCACCGCUGCAGAGGGUCCCACACCGGUUGUGGAGCUCGACUUGACUGUGGAGUCUGGGCCUGCAAACUUGGGUCGGACACGAGGUAGUGGGGAUGAUAGCUCACAUGCAGAUUCAUUCUUUGUGUGAAAUUUUAUACACAUAUAAUAUAUUAUAUAUUUAUACUUGAUAUUUAUAACUGUUUUCCACAGGUGAAACAAAGCAAUAUUCUGAGAUAGUUGAAUUUUCUUUAGGAAGAAAAAGGUUGAAUCUAGCUUAAAAACUGAUGUAUUGUAUGUUCAUACAGUAACAUAUAUAUACAUGAUAAGAAAUCAUUGGUUAUGAACAAAACAUUGUCAAUGGGAUGAUAGGAAAACUGUCUAUCGUAUAGGUUCUAAGAAUUGCCCAUAUUCUAUUAAAUGUCAUUGCUCUCAGUUUAAGAUAAAAUGUUGAUAUGUAAAACAAUUUUUUUACCAGUUUUCUAAAUUUUCAAAAACUGUUGAAUAAUCACUCAUCCCAUUCUCCAAAAAUUUUCUUCCUUGCCAUAGUCAAGCUGCAGUGUUGGUGAUUAUUUUACUGUACAAUGUCCUUUCCUUACUGUUUUUAAAUAGUACUCAUGGCUUCCACCAUUCUAUCGCUUCUCAGCUUCUUUUUGAAGCUUGUCAUCACACUCAAUUGAAUACAUCUUUGAUGAUUCAAUCACUGAAAUGAUCUUGAUUUCAUCAUCAACUUUUGUGAUUUUCCUUAAGAGACUUGGAUCAAGAUGGAGGAAACAGGAAAAUGAUGUAUUUUUAUAGACGAUGAUUGUUCCCUAUUAGUGUUUCCAUUCCAAUAAUUGCGUACCCCAUUCUUCAUUUACCUCUGUGAUCAAAUAAGUAGCUGGGCAAUUAUUAGAACCAGUGCGGUAUAGUUUUCUGAUGCAAUAGGUAGAAAGGGGAUUUUUUUUAACAGACAUAUUUUGUUUGCAAUGUAUUAUUUUAUUCAAAUUGGUAACUAUUAACUCUUUUUUUAUUUUGAAUAUUACAUUUUGUUUAAUUAGAUAAGUUCUAAUUAAGCAGAAUCUUGUAAUCAUUUUAAAAAAAGGUGCCAGAAAGUAGUUUGUUUGAGUGUUGGAAAUAGUGUGGGGCCAAGGAUUGGCAAUGUGCCAAAUGUGAGGAGAAUUUAAUUUAUAUGUGAGCAAAUUUCAGCUUGUUUGAAGUACAUUACUUGCAGAUUGUAGUUCUUAAGAUAUUACGAAAAAAUCAUGCAGUAGUUCAUUUUUAAAUUUAACUUUUUAUUUUUUGUUUCAUUUUAAAAGCAGUGUAAUAUAUAAGGAUCACAUGAAAAAUAUGUCUAGUUUUUGAGAAAAGAUUUGUGGAUAUUAUGUUGAAAUUAAUCACUAUGAUUUUGUACUAAUAUAUUGCUGCUUUAAGCUGUAUUAAACUUGAAGCUAUCAUGAAAGGAUUUUCCAUUUUUCCAUUGUUGUUAGGGGGAAAAAACGGUUUACUUUCAGUAUAUUGAUCCUUAGUGUAUUUCUUUUUAGAGAACUGCAUAUUUAAAUCAAUCAAUGCUUUUUAACUCUUCAUUUAAAAUACUUUGAAAAAGGUAGUGCAUACAGAUGUACAAGCUGUAUCUGAUCAAGACUCGAAAGCCCAGCCUACACAAGAUGAAACAAUGUUGAGAUAUGGUGCAAUUUAUUCAUAAGCACAUGUAAAGGCAGUGAAUCAUUGUACAUUAUAUACCAUAAUCUUCAUCCUCGAAAUUUAAGGGGUUACGCUCCCUUAGGUUUUCUUUGUCCCUGGAAUAUGUCAUGACAAAAUUGAAGGUACCGGUGCACAGUAAGCUAUUUGAAUGGUUUACAGUGAGAACAAAACUGAUUUUGAUUUAAACAUAUUUUAUUUGCAAAAAUACAAAAGGGAUUAGACAUAAAACUUAAAGUUUGCCUUCUCCCUUAAAACAAUAAUGAUGAAACAUACAUAUGGCUGCACAGUAGAAAAUAUUGAUGACUAUAAAUUUAGAUGAUUCAAAGGAAAACAUGAAUAAGAUAAAAUGCACAAUAUACAAAUCUUAUAGAUUAUCUUUGUAUUGAAUGUUCAUUAACCUGUAUGUAAUAUAAACAUGCUGUAACAUCACUAUAAACAAUCUAAAGUUUAUAUUUUCAUAUUGAAACUUCUGUCAAUGAUACAUAUCAUAUAGUCACUAAAACAAUAUAAAACGUAACAAUUUAGAAUUAGCUCUGAAAUCAACUUGCAUGUGUCAACACCGUAGCAGCUUGAAAACUGCAUCACACAAUGGUCACAUCCUUGAAACUUUCUUUAAAAGGCACCGCACCAAAACUGAUCAUUCACUUUACUAGGCUAACCUCUGAGGAUGACACAUGAGUGGCGUCCAUACUUCAAAGCCAGUAAAUUUUACCAUCACCUUUCCACAUGUUUCUUUCAAUGUUCAUGAUCAUAUUCCAGGGGGAGCAGGUUUGUUUUGAAUACUCAAAUGAAGUUAAAAAUUUGUUUUGUUUAUUUCUUACCAAUUUGUGUGUAGUCCUAUGAUGGUUUUGAAAACUGCAUCAAUACAAAAGGUUAUUUGAUUUUGUUGUGCAUGUGUUCGCAAGUAGGUUUUUAACAUACAAUUUAUGAAUCACAUACAGGAAUGACAAAUUCCAGGUAAACGUGUGGUUUGGUUGAUGAAUAUAUAGUUCAUUCUCAUCCUGUGAGGAAAUCUUUGAUGAUUUGUUUCCUGUACUGGUGAAGAGGCUUCUCGAAAUCUUGACUCUUUUUCUCCUGUGGAAAUAUAUUUAUUUACUGCUAUGAAAUUCAAAUGCUUCAAUCAUUCAUUUUCUAUAGGAUUGCUGUUGUUUCAGUGCAGGACUAUGUGAAAGUUCAGCAGUUCCAUGAGAAAUGUAUAGAUGACAUAGAUAUUUACAUGUUAGUUAAAAGUCUGUUUUAUGAAACAGAACUACCUGCAGCCAAAUGCUUAAUUUGAAAAAAAAAAAUCCUGUAAAAUCCUGUAAAAUUCUUUCAAUUUUUGUUUAGAUUAUAGUUAUAGCUAUUUUUAUGACAAAUGUAUGAGAUAAAAUUUAAGGAUUUCUUUAGAUUUUAAGCUUGGAGAGACAAAGUCUUCUUUUCUUUAAAUCGUUAUGUUACAUGUAACUUCGAUUUUUUUUUCUUGUAAACGCAAUAUUGUAUAAUGAUAGCUCAAAUUAUCAUCAAACUUAUUUCAUAUUGAUGGUGGUUCGACUGCGAUCUUCACAUAGUCCUGUAAUGUGAUAAUCAAUGAUAGAAUAUGUAAUCAUGAUAUGUUACCAUGGUCUUUGUCAUAUGUCAUACAGUUGUUUUUGCCUUUUGCCAACAGAAUAGCCAUGUCCCUAGUGCAUUGCUGGGAAGGGAGAUAACUCCCAGUAAUGAAGGGAGAUAACUCUCGGUAAUGAAGGGAGAUAACUUUCUGUAAAUUAAAUGGAAAUAAUGUAUUUUCCCGUGUGUAUGUCUGUCUCAGAGUUUCUGUAAAUGUACGUCUGUUAAUGGUUAUUUUUAUGAAGCUCUAUAAUUGCCUGUAGUACCGUCAUUACUGACGAUUCAAAAGGUGAAUAUUCAUGGAAAUUCUUGACUGUUUGAAGUUUUAAACUUAUGUGUUGUGGUAUUAUUCCCUUAAUAAAUCUGUUUUCGUUAUGUAAUAAACCUAAUUGCACUGGUGAUAAGUCAAUGGUUAAACCCUUAUCAUAUUUUUAACAGCUAUUUUUCAGAUGAGUGUCAAAUCUGGAUAAAUAUCCUUGAUACAAUAUAGGGUACAGUAAGAUAGAGCGAAGUUUUCAUUUCAUCUUUUUAUUUCUUAAGAUACACCAGACUCCUAGGGCUUAUUGCAGUCUCUGCUUGGGUUCUUUGUGAUAGAAUCUGACCUAAGGAGAGAUUGGGAUAUCGCAAGUGAAACACGAUAGUGCAUGUACUCAUAUUCUAGGUAUAUAUGCAAACUGUAUUUACAUGUGUUGAUAUGUUUGCAAAAAUAUCAUAGCAUUUGGAUAUGUGUGCUUAUCCUUCAGUGCAUUUUGCUACAUAUGCUAAAUUUUGUGGAAAUGUCUGUUUAUAAGUAAUAGCUGUGAUAAGCAUGCUGAUACCACGAAACAAGUUAACUGUUCUAGUUACUACAGUUAUCGCACUGUAAUGUUUUACAUACUUUAUCAACCUCAGUUGGAAAGUUACUAAAAUUAAUUUGUUACAACUUUCAUGUUUCAGUUAUUGAGAGGGGGGAAAAACGACUACUAAAUCAGCCUCAGUUGGAAAAGUUACUACAAUCAGACCUUUUGUCAGAAUUUCUGUGGUUCAUUUAGAAAUAAAGAAAAAUUCCUUUUGCGUACAGUUUUAAAAAAUUCAUAAUAGAACAUACUUGGAACAAUAUUCAAUGCCUAUCGGAUCAUAGGCAUGUCCUGUUUUUUGGGUGUUUUUUUUCGUGUUACCAUACAGAGAAACUGUUUUAAGAUAUUUUUUACAUAUUUAUUACAAUAUUUGUUUAAUUAGGACCCAUACUUCAAUGUGCUAUAUAGAAUCACUUUGAUUAUAUUCUGUAUAGUAAUAUGACUAGUUUGUUGUAACGAAACAGUAUUACCACAUCUGCGCUAUAAAGCAUAAUUUUUUUCAGUACAAGAAAAUAUAGAAGUUAAUAUAAGAUCAUUUUUUAUCCAUAAAGAUAAUAUCACAUUAUCAAAUAUAAUCCAGUUUUUAUCAAAAUAAAUUGUUGGGAGGCCAAUAUUGCAGAGAAAUGAACAACAUUAGUGCUACAAUUUCAGACAGAUUUAAUAAACUGGCCAAAGGUCCUUUGAAAGGGUGUUAUUUCUGUCUCUCAGACAAAAGUUGGGGGAAUGAGGGACACUUACAACAGUCCAUAUGUUACUAAUUAUAGUACAUUGCAAUGUGAGGUAACAGUUCAAAGAAAUGUAAUUUUACUAGGAAUUAGAAAAAACUAACGUCCUAGUGUUAGAUUAUGAUGUAAUAACAUCAAAAAAUUUAAAUGUCAUACCUAUAUAGUAAACUUUAAAUACAUGUACAUGAUAUAUGGCUUGAUAAGCAUGACAAUUUAACAAUUUUAUAGGUAGUAAUUCUGGAAUCAAAUCAUUCAUUCUUCAAUGAGAAAGCUAGACUUAAGAAUCAAUACUAAUAUAACAGAGUCACUUGGUUGUGGGAAACGUUAGCAUUCAAUAGUGUGAAGCAAUAGAUUCAGGUUGAAAAGUUAGCAAAGUAGUACCGUAUAAGGUUGAAAAGUUAGCAAAGUAGUACUGCAUGAGGUUGAAAAGUUAGCAAAGUAGUACUGUAUGAGGUUGAAUGGUGAACAAAAUAGUGUUAAUCAUAUACACAGUAUGAUUCAAGUUCUCUCAAAAGGCCAAGUUUCUUUCAUCAAUUGUAUUUAUGCUGACAAAAUUGUACAUAAUGCAUACCUUGUGAGUUGCAAUUUCCACUGUGAUAAAAGCUUUGUAGAUUAUUCUGUACCUUUUAAAUGUGGGCACAUGUUAUUACAAGUUCUCCAGAUAGGUGAAAUAUGAACCGUCUUCAAGAUGAAACCAUUGCUUUUUCAAAAUUCUUCCAUCUUUUUUAAUCCAGAGUCGCCUCGCCCGAUACAAGUUUCUUUUAGACCCAUUAUUUUUCAGUAUUAGGUCACUAACAAACUGUGUAACGAAUUUAUCCCGUCGAAGGCCCUUUGGAUAAAAAAAACUGCAAAAUAAUACGCACGUCCAUAUAAAAAUGGCAAAGAACUUCCGCAAGUCUCACCUCAUCAAAUGACUCGAAUGCGGUAUCUUGGCACAUUUCUGUCAGAUAUUCCGUUAAAAUUCUCGCCGACUUUUGAUUAGCCUUGUUAGUGUUGUCAGCAUUUACUUUCACCCGCUUUGUUAACAUUUCAAUGGCUGUCGUCUGCACAAACCGCUUGGUCGCCAUCUUGUUACAAGUUGACUCUUAUGGGCAAAGAACGAUAACUCUUUCAUACUCACCUAAUGUGAGAUUCUACUGACCUAAUAUGAAAAUAUACUGGAUAUCAUGUGACAUCUUUUUAACCAAUAGGACUACAGGAUUUUUGCCUGAGGCGGGAUAAUAAUACAUAUGCACUCAAAAAAGGUAAAUGUAGAUAUCAUAAUAAAGAUUGAUUUUAUUAACUGCCAACCUUGUAUAUUGGAUUAAGUUCAGUAAUGUAAUAGAAUAUCCCAAAGAAGAAUGGUGUAAUUAAAAAUAUUCUGUACCUGAUCGUGGCCCCAGUUUUGACUUAACUUAAAGAAACAGAAGUUGUUUUUCAUAGGUUUAGGAAUGCAUUAUUGGGACUUGAGUAAAAAGUAAUUUGAGGACUUUUUAGCCCACCGUCAUCUGAUGGUGGGCUAUUCAAAAUCACCCUUUGUCCGUGGUCCGUCCGUUAACAAUUCUUGUUAUCGCUGUUUCUCAGAAAGUGCAGGAGUACUCAGUUUUUUUAUAUGAACUAGGACAGGGUUUUGUAGGUAAAUACAGUAAUAUCUGUUUAAAAAGUAGUCGGGACUCUCUGAAAAAGAUGUUUGCCGAACUCUGUGGAAAGGAAGUUUCACAAACAGCCUGGAAAGGAUGAGCACAGAUUCAUUAUUAUCUUUGACAAUAAGGCAGAAUUUUGAAUGUUAUGGACAUGAGUCACUGUGACUAGAGUUACUGUGAAUGUAUUAGCUGUCUGUGGAUGUUGCGUUAUACAUAAUUUGUAUCAAAUUAUUAUUAUAAAGCUAGACCCAAUUGUUUGAAGCUAUAUUUGCCUGGUAUCGUUGUGAAAUUUAUUUGUUCACUUGAUUGAUGUGUUAUUCAGUGACGACGCCCAUGUCAUAUAUUUUGCAUAUGAACUUGUGUUACACCACAACCUAUCGUGAUGUCAUUGAAUUAUAAUGAAAUGGCAUCACAGACUUCUAGAUUACAUUACCAUGAAAAUGGACAAACUCCUAUGAGCGGAAAUGUUCAUUGGGCAGGGGUAUUUGGAAUUGUUGGACAUUUUUGGCAGUUGUGAUAGUUAUGUAGUCUUCAUAUUCUCGGUAGUCUAUUGAUAAAUACAAUGUUCCUAUGUGGAUAUUUUUUGCUGUAGUUUAUACUCGAUGUAAGAAAAGCAGGCAUCACAGUGGACAAUUUUUUAACUUAAACAGUUGCAUACAAAUUCAAUCAACACAACCAAACAAGUGGCUUUACAAGUAUGUUUUGUUGAUAAGACAGGGGAUACAAAAGUCAUGUGACUGAAAUUCAUUUGAUCAUUUGCUCAACUAAUGUAUGUUGAAUUACAUGUUGAAUUACAUAUUCUGAAUAGUCAACUUUAACCUUAUGUCAUGGUGUUCCUUGUGACAUUACAUUUACAAAUUGAAGGUAUGUGAUGGUGUUAUAACACUGUAAAGCAGCCUGAGUAUGUGAUGGUGUUAUAACACUGUAAAGCAGCCUGAGUAUGUAAUAGUGUUAUACACUGUAGGCAGCCUGAGUAUGUGAUAGUGUUAUAACACUGUAUGUCAGCCUGAGUAUGUGAUAGUGUUAUAACACUGUAUAGCAGUCUGAGUAUGUGAUAGUGUUAUAACACUGUAAAGCAGCCUGAGUAUGUGAUAGUGUUAUAAC